Paramisgurnus dabryanus is the source of this 4409-nucleotide messenger RNA. NCBI's taxonomy places the organism in Eukaryota, Metazoa, Chordata, Actinopteri, Cypriniformes, Cobitidae. The record is from RefSeq and is a predicted model, not a curated record.
CUCUCUCUUUGUAGUUUCGGUGUGUGGGUUUGAGUUUGAGCGCUGUUUCUGUGAUCAGAUCAGAUCAGUGUUCAGCUGUUAUGAGCAAGACAGCUCAUGUAUGAUGCGGUAAACUUUGGUGAAACUUUAGUGAAACUUUCCGGCUGAUUUAUCCACACAGCAGAAUAAUGGAGCCGAUAACACACUGGACACCGACUCAGGUUGUAAACUGGAUCAGAGGUCUGGAUGACAGUCUCCACCAGUACAUUUCAAACUUUGAGAGGGAGAAGAUCGAUGGAGAGCAGCUUAUAAAGAUCUCACAUCAGGAUCUAGAGAAGCUGACGAUGACCCGUGUCGGCCAUCAGGAGCUCAUUCUGGAGGCAGUGGAUCUCCUGUGUGCAUUGAACUGUGGCGUUGAGACCGAUAACCUGAAGAGUCUAGUAGGUAAGAUGCGGGCAACGUCCAAUAACUUGCACAACUGUGCGUCAGAGCGCCGGAGAAACCCUUCUUACGAUGGAGGAAGCCCAAGCAAACCACCCAACAAGUUCCUCACUGCUGUAGUGGAGCUGAUAGGAGCUGCCAAGGCUAUGCUGGCCUGGCUUGACAGGACUCCUCUGACAGGCAUCAGUGAUUUUGCCUCGACCAAAAACAAAAUCAUUCAGCUCUGUCUGGAACUGACCACAACUGUUCAGAAGGACUGCACAGUGUUUGAAAUGGAGGAGAAGAUAUUAGAAGUGUCACGGGUUUUGACUGGCAUUUGUGAUGCGACCAUGAGGACGACCUCCGACCCCUUAAAGAGUCACAUGACCUGUUUGGAAGAAGUCAACAUCACCAACAUCCAACCGGGCGAGGGUCUGGGAAUGUAUAUUAAGUCCACGUACGACGGACUUCACGUCAUCACCGGAACGACAGAACACUCCCCGGCGGACCGAACUCAGCGGAUUCAUGCUGGGGAUGAGGUGAUCCAAGUCAACAGUCAAACAGUGGUGGGCUGGCAGUUAAAGAAUCUGGUGACAAAACUCAGGGAAGAUCCUCAAAAUGUGACACUGACGCUGAAGAAAAGACCUACGGGUACCUGCAGCUUUACUCCGGCACCGCUGAAGAACAUGCGCUGGAGACCUCCUGUCACCCAGAGCCCAUCGCACGCGCCUGUUGGACAGCCUUCUAGAAAUCCUGAGGAAAUUCCCAACAAGCGGCUGGAAAAAUCUGCAAUUUUAGAUCUGCAUAUUCCUCCUCCCCCUUCCAUUCCAUACAGUCCACGGGAUGAAGAGACGAGUGAAUAUGCCGUUGUAAAGAUGAGACCAAAACGUCCCGAGUCACCGAACUCGUCCUUGGACCUGGCUAGCAGACGGCGUUCAAACAUUGCGGACUGCGACAGCAAAUUCAACAUCAGCCCACCCGAGAUUGUCAUCCCACAGGCGCGACUGCGACAGCGCAACCCAUCCAGAGGAAAGCCACGUCCCAUGUCCAUGCCGGUAGACACUUGCCUGGGCACGUCAGACUCCCCAUCUAGACCCUGGGCUCUUGGAAGGAAAGGUGACGAGUUAUUGCACAAGUAUCUGAGUAACGAACAGAUCCCCACCAUCUCAGAAGAGUCACCCUGUUACCCACUGCCAUACCGGCCCAGGGGGGAACGGCAACUUGUCCGAGGGAUAGAUCACAUCCGAGGCAGCCAGUGUUUUAUCAACGAAGACCUGCACACCAGCGCCACCAUACCCUAUCAAGAAGCUAUUGCACGGAAGUCCUCUGCACCUAAAUCUACCAAGAGACCACCAUCAGAGCCCUCGCUCCUCACCAGCUGGAUCUCCCGACUCAAGCUGCUCAAACAAGGAGCUUCACAAACACACCAAGCCAUCUCCCAAAACUUUGUGAUGCCUGCCCGAGGGAUUUUCAGAAGCAUAAGAUACCUGCAGGUUUUCACGUGCUGGCUACAGACUGUGUUGUUCUCUCUGAAGAAAGCAGAAGUUAUCAGUCAAAUGCAGUCAUAUCCACUCCAAGAUUUUGCUUCCGAGAGGUCUCAAGGCAAUGGUGUGAUGAGUCGCAGGAAGGUCUCGGUGAAGGACCUGGGAUUGGGGGACUGUGAGGGGUGGUUAUACAAAAGAAAAGAAAGCAAGGGGUUCCUGGGCUGGAGAUGGAAGAAGUUCUGGUUUGUGCUUAAGAAAUGCUCGCUGUACUGGUACACAUCCGAGAUGGCAGAGAAAGCCGAAGGCUACAUCAAUCUGAGAGACUUCACUAUUGAGCAGGCUGCUGAAUGCAAGAAGAAAUUUGCGCUGAAAGCGAGUCACGUUCAGAUGGUGACGCUGUACUUCGCUGCUGAGAAUAUAAAAGACAUGAACAAAUGGCUGACUAAACUCAACCAGGCUUCAAAGGAACACUCGCCCACAGACUUAACCAGUGGAGAGUGUUAUAGUGAGGAAAGCGAUGAUGAUGAUGAUGCAGACACAGCCGAGAUGUGUGCCGAAGACAUGGACCAGAUGACCCUGAGUUCUCAUGGUUGUCUCCCUCCACCACGCUCCUCUUCAUCCCCCUGUCAGGAAACUGUCCCGCUGUCUUUGGACUUUAACCACACUGAGUCUCCGAGCGCAGACAGCGAGUCGUGGCAGGAGAUCAGCUCAGAAGAAAACCCCAUUGUCAGAAUACAAGAAUGCAAGGGAAAUGACGGUCCACCAUCUGAUGAGAUGGAGAUGAUGUAUCUUCAUCUGAAGCAGGCGAGUCUGUCCCCAACAGGAGCCCUGCAGCCGAUCACCAAACGUGACUUUAGAUCGUCCUUCAUCAAGCGCUGCAAAGACGAAAGCGUUAAUGACAAACUGCACCUGAUCCGAACUUUAAACAGCACGUUAAAGGCUAAAGAGGCUGAUCUGCAGGUCAUCGAGCAGAUUUUAAGUGAACCUAUGAACGUUUCUAAGUACAGACAGUGGAGAGAUGCUAACGUUCUGCUGCUGCAGGAGAUCUGUGAGAAACAGCCAGAGGUUCAGACUGAACCUCAAUGUGAGCUGUCCGGCCCGUACGCUGCCGUCCCUGGCAUCUGUGUGUACAGAGAGACCAGCCUGUGAAGAUGAAGGACUAUAGAUCAGAUUAAACAAAAGCUCGUGGGUUACUACAGACCUGUGGUCAUCUUCAAACACAGACAGGAACUCCACAGCUUCUCCAUUACUGUAUGUAGAUAUUUAUACUGUAUAUAUGGUGUAAUAGUGUGUGUAGAAAUGUUUGUCCACUUUAUUUAGACUUUUUAGAUGUGAAUUAUGCUUUCCUGUGAAUUUGUAAAAAUGCUGUAAUGCUGUUAAAUUAUGGGUUUUGUAUAGAUCUUAGGAAAAAAGCCCUUAGUUUGGUCUAUGUGUUGAUCACUAAUGGAUUGAAACACAAUGCAUUUUAUAUACAGUAGUUUGACUUGGUGGUAUAAACUUUUCACUAGACUCGAUAAUCUAGCAGUCUUUUGUUUACAUACAGUAGUUUUAAACAUGGCAGUCUCUUUUAGAUGUAAAUAUUUUAGUAUUUUAUUAUUGUAGUAUUGUACAUUCAUGUAUAAAUGUCUGUAAAUUAACUUUGUAGAUGUUUAUGUGGUGAUUUUAGAUGAAAGCUGAAGGUAUUCAAAAAGAAAUAAAAAUGGCUGCCUAAUAAAUAUUAUCUUUAAAAUGAUAUCAAAUUUGAUUAUGUUUGUGUAUUUGAGUGCUCAUGAAGUGCUCUUAAAUCACGAUUUUAAAAUGUGUACACUUUUUGGUGUCUUAAUGUUUUUGGAGAUAUCUUUGUGUCUCUGCCAAGGCACUUACGUGAACUUAAGAGGAACGCAGGGGCCCUGUGAAAGAAUUUGAAGAACUCAUGUUGCACCAAACAUACAAGGCAACCUUGCUAUUCAAAAUCUUUGUUUGCAAUUUAAAAAUGUAUGAGUAUUUAGUCAGAGACCUAUCAUGGCUGUAGCUAUAAGAUGACUUAUUGUGCAAAUUUAAAUUUAAUAGAAAAAUACACUACAGUAAAAAAAAAUGUAUGAACCUUAGUCUUAAGGCUGCGUAAGACAAGAACCAAACAGUGAAUGGGAGGGGGGGUAAUUUUGCCCAAAAUGCAGAAACAAGACAAAACUUUACCAAAUCUUGAACGAUUUCCAAAUAAACUUUUUUUUUCUGGGGUGGGGGCCCCAAAAGUGUGUGGACCCCUAGAAUCGUCCUAACUACCCCCCUGUGGCGCCCCUGCAUUUACAUACAUUUAUGCAUUUUGCAGAUGCUUUUAUACCCUCAGUAUGUGCAUUCAUUCCCUGGGAUUGAACCCACAACCUUGCACUGCUAACACAAUGCUGAGCUUCAGUGGUUUGUAGUGAUGCACCGAUGUAUCGGCCACCGAUAUUUAUCUGCCAAUUUUUGAUGAAUUUGAAACCAUCGGCAUAUCGGCAAUAGCACGAGAAAGGCCGAUACCGAUUGUUUAUUAAUUAACUGCAUAAA